This is a messenger RNA of Colletotrichum costaricense, 1845 nucleotides long. RefSeq lists its product as uncharacterized. Lineage: Eukaryota; Fungi; Ascomycota; Sordariomycetes; Glomerellales; Glomerellaceae. The transcript has 5 exons. The record is from RefSeq and is a predicted model, not a curated record. The coding region runs from base 1 to 1845 and encodes 614 amino acids.
AUGGUUCAAGAAUCAAAUCAAUCAUCUGCCGAAUACGGGCCUAUGAAACGGACUAUACAAUUUGACGACAGCCCACCCCCAAAACAUCGUCAGAUCCAUCGUCCAACCUUCACCCACUCAAACGAAACCGUUCUCUGCACCGCGUGCAAGGAUGCUUUCAGCAAAGAGUCAGUCAAGGCCGACGACUUCCGUCGAAGAAGUCGCAAUCAGCAUCACGAGUCAUCCGAGGAUCUCGCCAAGGCAGUCGAAAAGGGAUGUUAUUUCUGUAAACGCUUUGCGCGUCACUCUGCGGACCCGAGCAUUUCGACUGUUCUGAACGACGAUCUCAUUCUUCAUCCAAGACCUGAUCCCUUGAGAUUAUUCUUUGCGGGUUCUGAACAGCAUACAGGACGCGCGUGGAGAGAGGAUGAUCUGGAUGACUUGGUUUGUAUUAAUCUCCUCAAGCGUAGCCCAGAUGACGAGCCACCUGCGCGGUUGAGUCCACGUAGUCACUGGUGGAAGGUCAUCACCACCGAGCAUCAUCAAACGCCUGCCAAUUAUGGAGGUUAUCUCACGCUGAGUCACCGCUGGGGCUCUUCGCCAUUCGUACAGCUCACGUCGGACACACUGCCCGCAUUCCAAAACAACACAGCUAUCAAGAGUCUUCCCAAGACCUUCCGCGAUACGAUCGCGCUGGCUCAUCACUUCAAUAUUCAUUGGAAGAAAGAGUCCUCCAGAAUGGACCACGUGUACUCCAACUCCACCUGCAACAUCGUUGCCGCACACUCCGAGGGACCCUAUGGUGGACUCUUCACAGCGAGAGACCCAUCCGUCUUGGAAUCGUUGGUUGUUUGCUCAGAGAGAACGGAUAUCCCGUCUCGCGAAUACACCGUCUGGGAUCACACGUCCAUCCUAAACGACUACAACAGAGCCCCGCUGUACAAGCGCGGUUGGGUCUUCCAAGAGCGCUUACUGCCCAAAAGGACUCUUCACUUCGGUAAAGACCAAGUCUUUUGGAAAUGUAGACGGCGCCUUGCCUGUGAGAGCUUGCCCGACGGCAUACCGGUGGCACCAGACAACGACGUGGUCGAGCGCGAGAAAGGCGUCGCCCGAAUACGCAGAAUGCGCCCCCAAGAGGAAGAGGAUUCGCCAGAGGAUGAAGAAACGUUCGCAACUGUCUGGGAGCACCUGGUUGAGGAGUACUCGGGCUGUAGCUUGACCUACGAAAAGGACAAGCUCGCGGCCUUGAAUGGAAUGACCGGCAUCUUUUCUAAUACCUCCUUGAGUCGAUACAUUUCCGGUAUCUGGAAUACAAACAUCGCCCGACAAAUCUGCUGGAGCUUGAACCCUGCGGCGGAAAAGAAGUCCCGACCUGCUCAUCCCGCCCCAUCUUGGUCGUGGGCUUUCGUGCAAGGCAAGGUCUCGUUCAAGGCCAUCGUGAACAGCGACGAGAGCAUCUUACAUCUCGCGCGUCAUAUCUACCAUAGCGCCCAUAGCAAUGCUCCCGCAGGACGCCGCAUACCACUCGGAGGCUAUAUCAGCAUGAGCGGCAGCGUUUAUACUCUCAAAGUGUCGAACAUGUCCAACGGCGGGGUUUCGCUGAGUCUUGAUGGAAGGUCGGAGCGACUGGACUACAACCCUUUCGUCUUUGACUUUUAUCGGAAGGAUUUACUCCCCGUGGAGGUGGUCAUCUUACCACUCAUGUGCACCAGGGAACCUCCCGUCAACGCAGAGGGCGUCGAGAUUGCCGGUUUGAUAUUGCAUCCUUUGGGCUACAUCAUCGACGACUGCGGGAACAUGGCACUUCGAGGAUCCUACAGAUAUUGCGACUUCAUUGUAGCUGAAAUCGAGCCCAUAGUGCUUUAG